AUGGAAAAUUUACCACAAUUCGACAUAGAAAUGCUCCAGAAAAGUGCUCCCUAUAGUGCUCAAUUUGUUCAACCAUUCACCAGACAUAUUCCACCGCAUUUUAUUCCACAACAGCCGUCUAUGUUUGUUCCUCGUGGCUCAACUAUUCCACCAAGAUACCUUCCUCCGUAUCAGCCUUCUUCAUCCCGGAGAGGCAAUUUCAAUCACUACAAUCAACCUGCGAGGGAGAUUUGGUGUGAACUCUGUGACUGGAGCUUCUACAGUGUGGCUAAGUUGGAACAGCACAAGACAGAACACAGAAAAUGUGAAAUUGAUGGAUGCAGCUUCGAAGGGCAUCAGCGAAUUGUUGAAAAACACAUUGAGAUGCAGCACAAAAGUGGACUGUACAAUAAAUUGAGGAAUUUAGAGUCUGCUGAGGAUAUUGCAAAGUGGAGAGAGGAACGACGGAAGAACUAUCCUUCAGCUAAAAAUGUGGAAUUGAGGAGAAAGGCUCAAGAGGAACGAGUUCAAAGGGGAGAAAGAAUCCCAAAGGAUAAGUCAAGAUUUGGCCAGCAGAGAUUCAAUAAACAGCACAAAGGGCAGAAGAAUUUUAAUAAAAAGAAGAGGGCCUACAAUGAGAAACGUUUAAAUAAGGAAAGAACUUCGGAUCCGGAAACGAUUGAGCAAGAUUCCAAUCAGGGAAUUUUCAUGUUCAAAGGAACAUCUGAAAUGGAGGAAUUUGAAGAGGCGAAGGACAACCCUUUGGCCAAAUUGCUUGGCAUGUACGGAACUGAUUCUGAGAGCGAGGAAGAAGAUGAAAGCGACAAAGAUGUUGUCAAAAAUCUCAACAGUCAAUUCAUUGAGCCAGUAGAUACUGAAAAGGAUCAAAGAGCAGAAAGUCCAAAGUCCGAAGACAAAGUCCAAGAUCCUCCGGAAAUGCAGAAGGAAAUAUCAGAAAAUACCAAUAAGAAAUCCAUCAAAAGGAAAGCUCCAAAGGACAAUGCAGAGCAACAAAAAAGGCCAACAAAAAUCUACGAGGGAUUGAAUUACAGUUUUCUACGCCGGAAGCAACCCCCAACGAUGCUGUCCAGGCUCCUUGAAAAGGAAAUCCGGCAUGAAAGAAAUGUUCUCUUGCAAUGCGUCCGAUUUGUCGUUGAAAACAAUUUCCUGGAUACAGAAAAGUAACUUUAAUUGCCAAAUAAAUAUUCUUACAAAA
This is a messenger RNA of Phlebotomus papatasi, 1195 nucleotides long. It is a transcript of the gene Nufip, whose product is annotated as FMR1-interacting protein NUFIP1. Gene Ontology annotation, cellular component: nucleus. The record is from RefSeq and is a predicted model, not a curated record. The coding region runs from base 1 to 1164 and encodes 387 amino acids. NCBI's taxonomy places the organism in Eukaryota, Metazoa, Arthropoda, Insecta, Diptera, Psychodidae. The transcript has a single exon. Gene Ontology annotation, molecular function: RNA binding. Gene Ontology annotation, biological process: box C/D snoRNP assembly.